Messenger RNA from Penicillium coprophilum, 2493 nucleotides. RefSeq lists its product as uncharacterized. NCBI's taxonomy places the organism in Eukaryota, Fungi, Ascomycota, Eurotiomycetes, Eurotiales, Aspergillaceae. The transcript is spliced from 2 exons. The record is from RefSeq and is a predicted model, not a curated record. The coding region runs from base 1 to 2493 and encodes 830 amino acids.
AUGGCUUCAUCGCGGGAGUCACAGCACUCGCUGCUAUCCAAAGAUUCACUUGAUACCCAGCCCCAACGGUCUUGGAAUCCACUGAGUAAUCGCCUCACCGACGAGGACUAUGACUACCGUCCUCCAUCGGAUCACACCUGGUCCGAAGAAGUCCUGCGCGAUGUCGGUCUUGGCAUCUCGAACCCAUCAGGCGAUACGAUUCCGGCCGCAGCAGAUAGGCGCGAUUCAACCGAUAGUGUCGCGACUACGACGCCAAACAAUACCUCCAAGAUUCAGUCUCCCCAGACUCCACAUGAGCCCCACCACGUGCGCUGCCCGAACCGAGCAACCGUUCUCCAGAAACGACUCUCCUGGGUCCCAUUGACAGUCUUGGUUCUCGCUAUCUAUGCCACCAUCUUCUCGGGUAUCUAUCUCGGUAUUGCGCUACGCAAGCCCCGAUGGCCCACUAUCUCCAGUAAUGGGCCGCUGGUCCCAUCUACGGCAUCUUUGCUGAGCGCGUUCUUCGCGAAGACGAUUGAGUUGGCAUAUGUUACGAUAUGCGUCGCAUUUCUGGGACAGGUGCUUAGUCGGCGGGCUUUGAUGAGGAAUUCCCGAGGAAUCAGUAUCUCCGAUAUGAAUAUGAGGGCAUGGAUUAUGCAACCCGGAUCCAUGAUUGUGCAUUGGGAGGCAUUGCGAUAUUCCGCCCUCAGUUUCCUCGGGUCGGUUGCAUUGGUUGCUACGUUCGUCGCGAUGCUAUACACCACCGCUGCGCAAGCUUUGGUUGCCCCUAAACUCUCUCUUGGUCCUGUUCAAUCAACAAUCCUUCAGGGCAAAGUAACCGCCAGCUUCGCAAACCCCAUAUACAUCGGAUCAGAGUGUGAGACACCCGUAACGGUCGAUAUGGACCCUGAUUAUCGCAACACGACUUGCCUUCAAAUUUCGCAUGUCGGUAACGCUUAUCACAACUACCAACAAUGGAUCGCGCGAUGGGGCCAGCUAGUGAGCAGCAAAAACGAAACCUCAAGCCAACUACAAAAGCGCCCAGACCCAAUCGGCUCACUCUGGGACAACACUACUGUAAUAGGUAGCUGGAUCGACAUCCAGGAUAUGUCCACCCUCUCCAAGAAACACGGUCGAAUGGUCAACAACAUAACAAUGGCAAUGCCGCACGGUGGCAUCCCCGCCGCAGCAAUGAACCCCAAAAACAACCUCAAACAACCCACAGACACCUCCGGCGAGGGAAAAUACAUCAUCGAAGCCUCCGUCCCCUCACCAGCAAUCAACGUCCUCUGUGUAGGAAUGACCAAAGAAGAACUAAGCCCUCUAGUCUACUCUUCUUGGCCUGGAGUGCACGAUUUCAACUCGACAACCUGGAACUCCGCGCCCCCGAAAGAACUCUCGAAUCUACCACUAUGGCGAAAUCGCACAGUGGUCGAUUCUCUCUUCCAAUUUGGUCCGAAAUACGGCCAAAUCCCACCUAUUUUUGGAAAAUACCCUCUCCCAUACAACACAAUCCUUCAUACAACAUUCGUCUGGUCCGUAAACGCCAUGUACCUCCUCGGUGCAACACCACCAUCCAAAGAUAACAACACCGACAUUCCAGAAUACGUGAUGUGUUCCCUCCGCACCAAACAAACGGGCGUCUGCUCGACAAACUACUCAGCCGACAAAAGCGGCGCAUUCCUCAGCACGAACUGCCAAAACCCCUCGAACGACCUACAAUACGAUAAACGACAAGACGCUUUCUACGAGGGCGAGUGGAAUGGAGAUUGGAAGAACAUCGCGUCCGAAUGGGCAAACUCAGUCAGUCUCAAUGCCGGUAUCACAGACGGCGCUGCCAGCAAUGCCAGACUGUUAAUGCAGAUGAUGCCGCGGUACGACAAAUCCAACUCGACUUUCACCCUCGACCCGGCAUUACCCUCUGUCGCGGAGGCAUUGGCAGUGAUGGCUGGUAGUACGCUCAUCCUCAGUUCGCAGAAUGCGCCAUUUGUUCCAUUCUGGAACUACAGUAUCGGGACUGUUCUCCCCGAACCCGUUUACCAGAUUUUCAACGCAUCUAUCCAAGCCGUGAGCUAUGCGUCUGGUGGAACGGAGCAAUGGCAGGGGAUAUUUUAUGUGAUUCUCGUCUUUGCGUUCUUGACCAGCGCUGUUUGUCUCGUGUUUAUGAUUGUCGAGGCGCGGGGUCGACAAGUGACUGAUUUCACGGAGCCGCAGAAUUUGUUCGCGCUUGCUGUCAAUAGUCCCCAGACGACGCAGUUGGAGGGUGCGUGUGGGUGUGGGCCUUGGGGGAAGCAGUUGAAGGAGAGGUGGUUUAUUGGGAUGGAGGAGGAUGAUGAGCAUUAUUACAUUCGGAGUAAGACCGAAGAGAAGAUUCCGCUUUUGAGGAAGGGGGAUGAGUCGACGCGUUUGGAGCCCAUGGAGAUUGAGGAUGGGGGUGGGAGGAUGCUCAGUCCUAUGGUUGAUGAAUUUCGAAAGGUUUCGAAGAGACAUUCGUUCUUAGCGAAGCUGUAUUGA